AUGUUCAUUCGACCGUGGAAAACGCUACGCUUUGGUUAUAAUUAUUGUAAAUACUAUUCUUCCCAAAAACCAGAAGUAUUCUCUAACGACGCAAUCGUUUUAAGUGAUAGUUGUGUGCAAAAAUUGAAACAACUAUGUGAUAAUAAUUUAUUUUUAAGAUUGUGCGUAGAAAGUGGAGGCUGCUCAGGAUUUCAGUAUAAAUUUGAUUUGGAUGACAAAUUAGCUGAUGAUGAUAAGAUUUUUGAAAAAGAUGGUGUUAAGGUUGUAGUCGAUGAAACUUCCCUAGAAUAUAUAAAAGGGUCAACAAUUGAUUACCAAACAGAGUUAAUUCGAUCUGCUUUCCGGGUAGUGACGAAUCCAAAUGCAGAUCUUGGUUGUUCAUGUGGAGCUAGUUUUUCAAUAAAGAUUGAC
Molecule: messenger RNA, 411 nt
Organism: Brenthis ino (lesser marbled fritillary)
Lineage: Eukaryota; Metazoa; Arthropoda; Insecta; Lepidoptera; Nymphalidae
Source: the annotation of a GenBank genome assembly